UUCCAUCUGAAGAGUUGCCGGACUGAUUAUUCAAAAUAGAAUUUGACAGCCUGACUUAUGGGAGAAUUUUUUUACAUAUGGUUUCUGACAGUUAAGAAUUAAAUUCGAUAAGCAUAAACUCAAUCAGCUGUUGAAUUGCUGGCAGCAGAUAUGUUAAAUGCAAAAGAAAUCUUGGAUUUAUUAGAAAAAUAUCCAGAAGGUUAUCUUAGGCCGGACCAUUAUCUAUUUACGGCAAGUAAUUCAAAUCUUUUGGAAACCUAUAAAAAACUUGGAGCAAUAAGCAGCAAAGAAGAUGAACUACUAAAUGUUUCACACAAUAGUUGCGGCGCCAGUGAGAUUUUUUGCAAUAUUCUUGGCUGCUGCAUGAUCUUCGAUAGUGUAGCUUCUUACCAGAGCCAUUACAAUGUAAUGCAUCGUUUUAUUUGUGCCGAAUGCAAAAAAUCUUUGCCUACGGAACAUUUAUUAGAUUUACACAUAUCAGAGCACCAUGAUUCCUACUUCAAGGCUAGAGUAGAUAGAGGUGAACGUUUAUUUAAAUGCUAUUUGGAGGAAUGUAAAGAAAUAUUUGAAAAUGCUAUGCAACGCAAAGAGCAUUGUAUAAAACAACAUAAAUUUCCCAGUAAUUUUAGAUUUGAUCAAAUGGUCAAAAAUGGCCAACAUAAAAAGGAUAAAGCAUCACAGAAUAGCUCCAAACAAAUGGCAAUGGAGGUGGUUGAAGCUUUAAAAUCGAAAGAGUUUCAACAUAAGGAAUUGAAAAUGAUUUCAUUUGGCCAUCAAAAAGAACGUACAUUUCGUCCUAGAAAUGGUCCAAAACCCAAACCCGAUGCCGGCAAGACUUUGGAAAAUAUGAAUACUUUGAAAGAAGCUUUGGAAUCAAUGAACUGAUAUAGUAUACAUUUGUUAUUACAUUUUUUAAAAUAUUUAUUGAAUAAACAUACAAAAUUAAAAUCUAAA
This is a messenger RNA of Lucilia sericata (common green bottle fly), 954 nucleotides long. RefSeq names its product protein lethal(2)k10201. Lineage: Eukaryota; Metazoa; Arthropoda; Insecta; Diptera; Calliphoridae. The coding region runs from base 151 to 885 and encodes 244 amino acids. The transcript is spliced from 2 exons. The record is from RefSeq and is a predicted model, not a curated record.